Molecule: messenger RNA, 3670 nt
Organism: Botrytis cinerea B05.10
Lineage: Eukaryota; Fungi; Ascomycota; Leotiomycetes; Helotiales; Sclerotiniaceae
Exons: 3
Coding region: 490-3339 (949 amino acids)
Biological process (GO): positive regulation of G2/M transition of mitotic cell cycle; establishment of cell polarity
Cellular component (GO): cytoplasm; cell septum
Source: RefSeq, a predicted model, not a curated record
GGGUCACUGGUUACUGGUCACUGGUCGCUGGUGGACCCCCCCCAAAAAAACUCUCCCCCCAAUCUAUCCACUCACAUGUCACUUUACUCACGACCACAAUCCCCAUUUGGUGCCAAUUGCACAACUCGAAUUAAUUGAGAUCCUUCCUAUUUACCAUCACCAGUAUCCCCAAGCAACACUCACACCUACCCGCACCCUCACCCUCACCCUCACCCGCACUCUCUCACUUACACCCUCGAUCAUUACUGCACGCAACAACAUUAUGCCAUCGCAACUCUUUUCUCCACCUGCACCCAUUUGACAUCCUUUUAUUCAUGUGCCCGCCGAUGUAUAUUUAUUAAGCUCUUUAAUCCUCUCCAGUCUUGCCACACUAAAUCCAUAAUCCAUACAACUCCAGAUGAGAUCGCCGGUAUCGUCAGUGAUUCUAUUAGGUGCUAGUUCUUCUAUCUCAGCAAGGGAAUUCUUGGAAGACCCGCAUCACAACUCCCGAUGAAGACCUCUUCGAGACCUCGAGAACAACUUGGGGGGAGUUUUGCACCUAGACGGGAUCCACGAAUUUCUAUCAACGAUCCAAACCAUCAUGUAACGGAGGCUAUUGGGGACAUGUAUGGGGAUGAUGACUAUUCAAAACAAGAUUCACGACCUCUAAGCUUUAUGCCCUCCUCUUCCAGUGAGUCUAUCGAAGAAAUAACGAAUUCAUUUUACGACACAAACAGCAGCAUUAGACCCAGACCAGUACCCUUAGCAAAUGGAAACCACAAAGCGCAUACAUCACCAGCAAUCAUGCAAAGUCCCAGGAGUCCAACAUUUGGAGAUGGAGGUCCAAUAUCGCCAUCUUUGUCCUUACGUGAUCCUAAUGCAGGAGGUACUGCAAAUGCGGAGUUCCCGCUGAACGAUAUCGACUAUGAAUCCGGGCCAGCUGCUGUCGCACAAGAGCUAAGUAAUUUGCAAGCGUUACGGCGAAUGUCUAUGGAUGUGGGCAAUACCAGUGAUCCGGAUCUGCCGUCGUUCCAAGGCGUGUCUUCAAUGCCCACAGCAGCUCCAACAGGAAACGACAACGAGGACGAUCCAUCGCGACUUUUUUGGGUACCUGCCAGAGUCCACCCCGAGCUGGCACCCAUGGAAUUCAAAACCUUUCUGGAGAACCGUGUUCAAUCAAUAAAAAGACGAUCUGGUGAUCAAACUUCAUUAACGGCUAAUGGAGUCGAUCAGAGUGGGUCGGGGGCAGGAUUGAGGAGGAAGAAAUCUAUGUUGUCAAGGCAGAUUGAUAAUUCGGGUGGUAAGGGAGCUAUAGGGUACCAAGAUGGGGCGGAACACUUAGAGAGGAAAAAGUCUUUAUCGUCACAUCACACGCCCGAUAUCAGAAUCUCGGAUCUUCAGGAAUUGGACGAGCUGGUAAAGGAUCCUUCAAAAGCAAUGCAGAAAUUGAAUCUCGAUACGGGAAGAGGUGAAGGUGUUCAAGGUGAAGAUUUACCUAUCUUACCCCAAGCGCCCGGGAUUGGUCUAAGGAGGUCCACACACACGACAUACAGGAGGGGAAGCUUGAGAAAGGGAGAGCGAGUUCCAUUUUCAAAAAGGGCUGGCUCUAUUCGAGCUGAUACGGACGGAGGAGAUUCACCAACGGCUUCGCCGAUUGAUGGGCGUCCAUCUGCAGGCUACCCUCUUACACACACCCAAUCGGAGCCUUCAGGUAACACGGAUAAUUUUUCGAGACCCAACAGAAGUGCACGGCGUAUGCAGAACAUCGAGCAGGUUCCACCGGUUCCUCCAAUUCCGGGAAACGUUGCCAACGAAGUGCCUACACGAUCUGAUUCUCCAGCUUCAACAUUACCUGCAGAGAUAUUACCCAACGCCAGUCAACAGCCUCCCUCCCCUGCUCAAGAUGCAACUCGAUCAAGGAGUACUAGUCAUCCUCGAACGGAUUCGCCAGUCCCACGUAUAGUAGAGACACCACCUCCGGUAGAAGAAACUCCAGAGCCACAAGUGGGCAAGCAAACUCUCCAGUACCCCGAAAGAACAUCUUCACAGACUACGCCAGUUUCACCGAAACAGCACGCUUCGCCAGCAAUUCCUCAAGCGGCUCCUCAAGAGGCUCCUCAAGCAGCUCCCCAAGCGGCUCCUCAGUCUAUUCCAGAACCUCCAGCGAGAUCAGCCAAACGUCCGGUAUUGGAGCGUCAAGGUUCUUCCGGUGGUGCCAGUCUCCCAAAGACAUCAACAGCAAACGAAAUGCCUCAACAUCAGCAAUCUUCUUCGCUUCCGGUGAACUCUUUGAGAACGGAUACGCUCACUCACAUUCCAACCUUUGAUGAUAAGAAGACCGACAAGAAAGGUAAAAAGGAGAGAGAGGAGGAAAACUCCGGGCCUCGGAAGACUAGUUGGGGUUGGUUUAAAGGGAGUGAUGAAAAGGACAAGAAGGACAAGAAGAAAGAUGAUAAGAAUAAAGCCAAGGUUUCAUCGGAGAAAGUGCAUGAUAAUGCUCGAUUGGAUGUUUUGCAAUCCACCAUGGAGACAACUACGAGAGGCCGGGAAAGUUUCUUAGUCGAGAGAGAUAAUGUUGAUAAUAAACUCGAAAAUGAACGGAAGAAAGAAAGUAGUCGUAAAGCUGGCGGAGAGCCUAAAAAGGAGAAGGACGGCAUCUUCUCGUCCCUUUUUGGUGGUGGAAAGAAGAAAGCCGAUCGAGAUUCAGGAGGCAAAAAAGGAAGUUCACUUCGCACUAUUUCGCCGGAACCACCGCAGCGUAUCUUGAAGCCAGACAUUGAUUACAACUGGACAAGAUUUUCAAUAAUGGAAGAAAGGGCAAUUUAUCGCAUGGCUCACAUCAAAUUGGCUAACCCUAAACGGGCAUUAUACAGUCAGGUUCUGCUUAGCAACUUCAUGUAUUCGUAUUUGGCCAAGGUUCAACAAAUGCAUCCACAUAUGCAAGUACCUCAAUCUGUACAACAGAAGAAGGCAGAGGCGGAGAGAAAGCAGAAGGAGCAAGAACAAAAAUAUCUAGAGCAACAAGAACAGUUGAGACAACAACAGCAGCAGCAGCAGCAGCAGCAGCAACAACAAGAGGGUGACCAAUAUCGUUACGAUUACCACCAGGGCAUCACUCAAUACGCUGAGCAAUCCCAAAAUCCCAACCAUUCUGGUGAAGCUGUUAAUUAUGUUGACGACUCUCAAAUAUAUGAUUACGAUCAUCAAGGUGGCGAGUCCGAGCAGAACCACAAUCGUCCACAAUCUCGCACCGGUCAAAACAAUAGUGAGAAUGGUUAUAAUGAUCAGAAUCAGAAGUACUACGAUUAUGGGCGAACACAAUCACAUGAUCAAGCAGCCGACGACGGUGAGAUGUGGUAGCACAAGUAAGCUCUCUUGUUGUAGCAAAAAUUAUCUCGGGGGUCUCCUUUUAUGCAUAUAACGAUGGAGUACAGGCGCUGUUUCGUAUCUGGAUGGAUGAUUGUGGUAUUGGGAAGGAAACUAAUUGAUUGGAAGCAUAGCGCCGGGUUGUCUGUUGCGGUUUCCCUUGACAUGGGAUUCUUCAACCCCUUUUUUUUAUGUCACAAUCUGCUACACUUACAGACAGUAAGUGUGCAAUUGUUUAUAUGUACAACAAGAAAUUAGCUCUUGCCUCUAUGAAAGCAAGUAGAUUAGGUCCGGCUUCAAUAUCCAGAGCUUGGAUGCUGAUCCA